AUGGAAAAAAUUCACGAAAACCAAGUAGACGAAGUCUUGCCUUACCAAUUUGAGCCAGAAACGGGGGCAGAAACAAGUGAUUUGAGUGAUGAAAGCGAUUCGGAACGAGGUAGUGUUUUGUCUUCGUCUGAGGAUGAAGUCGAUAACAAUUUCGAAAUAGCGAACGCGUGGCGUCUGGAAACUUUAAGUUGGUGCAAAUGUGGUCGAUGUGCAUUGUCAGCGAAAACUAUUGAGUGUUUUUGUUGCCAUGAAAAAGCAGUUGAGUAUGGCGAGUAUGAAGUUUUACUUGAUGAAACAGAAGCACAGGGCGAAAAGUGUUUGACGUUACAUCCGGACUUUCGAGACAACAUGUUGUCCAAAGGCGUGCUGAAGAUAGAUGUUUGUCGCUAUCUCGAAGAAAAUUGGCCUUUAGACGAUGGGGAUUUGGAAAAGAUUCACAAGCUCUACCGUCUAGUCUCAUACCAACGAUGCUCACGCUGGAUUUUCCAGAUAUUGGGGAAAAAGAGGCGCAGACCGUUUCCUGCCUGUGUAUAUGCAAGCAUACGAGACUGCUUUGCUUCGCCGGAUGGUCUCUAUACGCAUUUUAAAUAUGCCAAAACAUCAAAGAGGUAA
Dendronephthya gigantea is the source of this 612-nucleotide messenger RNA. RefSeq lists its product as uncharacterized. The record is from RefSeq and is a predicted model, not a curated record. The transcript has a single exon. The coding region runs from base 1 to 612 and encodes 203 amino acids. NCBI's taxonomy places the organism in Eukaryota, Metazoa, Cnidaria, Anthozoa, Malacalcyonacea, Nephtheidae.